Messenger RNA from Salarias fasciatus (jewelled blenny), 1754 nucleotides. RefSeq names its product craniofacial development protein 1 (gene cfdp1). Lineage: Eukaryota; Metazoa; Chordata; Actinopteri; Blenniiformes; Blenniidae. The record is from RefSeq and is a predicted model, not a curated record. Gene Ontology annotation, cellular component: Swr1 complex. The coding region runs from base 180 to 1103 and encodes 307 amino acids. The transcript is spliced from 7 exons.
UGUGUAGCUUCCACACAGACGGCCUCGCUCUUUUUAGUCAUCAUAAAAUAAUCCUAAAAUCUCGUUUUGAAUUCUGUUUCACAUCUGAGACACUCCAGUCCAGUUCCGUUCUGACUCCAGUCAGCGGUAAAGACCCGUGAAGGCUCGGAAGGAGCCGAAAGGACGCGGAGCGCCUCAGAAUGAUGAACUACUCAGACUACGACUCGGAUGGUUAUUCAUCCAACGAGGAUGCAGACUACGUCCCGUCAGAUGAUAACCUCAGUGAAGACGACAUCAAUGAGUGUGAAAAGGAAGACCCUCUUCAUGAAGACGACACCGUCCCUCAUCCCGGCGACGUGAGCCGCAAGAAAAAGAAGAAGAAGGACGUUGGCAUGAGGAAGAGGAAGAAAGGAGUCCUGAAAGUGGACGUGGAUGAGAAGGAGGGCGGUGGAGUCGAAGAAGCAGAGCCGUCGCAGCAGGAGGCGGAUCGGCCCGUUGAGAAGGAGGAGGAGGACGACGUGAAACAGAAGAAGAAAUCAGACGAUCUCUGGGCCAGUUUCCUCUCCGACGUCGGUACCAGGCCCAAAGAGUCUGGAGCGGCUUCACAGUCAGGCUCCACUCCCAAGCCCGAGACCUCAGUCUUGAAAGAUGCUCCAGCGAGUGCACGAACGAAAGCGCCAGAGCCGGCGGCUAAAGUCACCAUCACCAAAGUGUUCGACUUCGCUGGAGAGGAAGUCAGGGUGAAUAAAGAAGUGUCUGCAGACUCCAGGGAGGCAAAGAGUUACAUGAAGAAAGAGAGCAGCGCGCAGGAGGAGGACAAAGACGAAGACAAAGAGCAGAGCUCGUCACACAGCCAAGUUCCUCCUGGGCCCAGCGCGAAGCGUCCGCCGGGCCUCUCGGGCCUCCUGGGCCGGAUCGGCGGCAAGAAACCAAAAAUGAGCACACUGGAGAAGUCAAAGAUGGACUGGGACGCUUUCAAAUCGGAAGAGGGCAUCACGGAGGAGCUGGCCAUUCACAACCGGGGCCGAGACGGGUAUGUGGAGCGGAAAAACUUCCUGGAGCGUGUGGAUCAUCGGCAGUUCGAGUUGGAAAAAGCAGUGCGACUAAACAACAUGAAGCGAUGACCGACUGACACAAACACAACACAAUAACCCCCCAGUAGCCCCGCCCCCUUUCCCUCUGUAUUUAGUGAUAUUCCUCAGGAAAAGGCAGCUCUGGACUCUUCGUUUCGGGACAUUUCCAGUCUCAGUGUGUUGUGGGAUGGGUUCCUCGGCUUCCCGUCCUCCUGUCAGAGCGUCCAGUCUUCGGGAAGCGAGGACGCCGCCGACGAAUCUGCUUUUUCCACGGACUGAUUUAAGGAGUUUUUCAGCAGCGCUCGCUCUCGGCAGGGUGAAUCUGAUUAAAACAAACUCUGGUGUGAACUGUGUGUGCCAUCAUUUAAACUUGUCAUUAUUUCAGUACAUUUUCCAGAAGGUUAAAUUAAAGACGGUCUGAAGUUUAAAUAUUAUAAUAUAGAAUAGGAUUUUGUCUUGAAGUAAAUGUCAGUCUCUACAUUAAACUACUUCCUUUUCAAAAUGUCUUGUGAACGGGAAACUUUUCUGAAAUGUGGAAACAAUGCAUAUUCACUGAAGCCUUGUUGUAUGAAUAGGAUUUAACUCUAAAUGGUUCGUCUGCUUGUGCAUUCAGUCACUUUGGAUGUGCAGGAAUAUAAUCUCUGAGCUGGAUUCAGUUUUAUUUAUGGAGUUAAAGUUAAUCCAAAGGUUGCAAUCAGUAAU